Molecule: messenger RNA, 852 nt
Organism: Nicotiana tabacum (common tobacco)
Lineage: Eukaryota; Viridiplantae; Streptophyta; Magnoliopsida; Solanales; Solanaceae
Source: RefSeq, a predicted model, not a curated record
AUGUACAGGACUGUACCUGCGGAACUCGUCAUUACUUUCAGCCCAGAGAUCCAGGUGCUUCCGGAUACGGCAGCUGUUAGACCUCAAUUUCUCAUUGAGAAGAUACUCCGAGUCCAGCCAAAUGUGAAGAAGCUCUACUUGCUAAUUAGAGCUCGAGAUUCAAUUUCAGCUAAAGAACGUUUUAACAACGAGGUUAUAAAGACAGAUCUGUUUGGAGUUCUAAGGGAGAAAUUGGGUGCCAACUUACAUGCCCUUAUAGAAGACAGAGUUUUCCCUGUUGCUGGUGAUAUAGCUUGUGAUAAUUUAGGGAUAAAUUCUGAGCUGAAAGAUGAGAUGUGCAGAGAAAUAGACAUAUUUGUAAACUCAGCUGCUGCAACUAGAUUUGAUGAAAGAUAUGAUACUGCAAUAAGGAUCAAUACACUGGGUGCCUUGAAUAUUCUUAAGUUUUCCAAACAGUGCUCAAACGUAAAUAUGCUUCUCCAUAUUAGCACAGCCUAUGUUUGUGGGGUAAAGGAAGGAUUGAUACAAGAGAAGCCAUUGCACUAUGGUGAGACGCUUAAUAGAGGAUCUCACUUAGAGAUAGACGCAGAGCAUAAGUUGGUAGAGGAGAAACUAAAGGACCUUCAAGCUAGGAAUGCCACUGAAAAAGAAGUAACUUUAGCUAUGAGGGUUCUAGGUAUUGAGAGAUUUAUCUCACCUUUCACGAGAACUAUGAUUGUUCAGGGCAAAGAUGCAUGGAUGGCCAAACACAUACACCUUCACAAAAGCAAUGGGAGAGAUGCUUUUAGGAUACUUAAAGGAGGACCUCCAACUCAUAAUCCUAAGGCCAACAGUUAUAUUAAGCACUGUUAG